This is a messenger RNA of Haplochromis burtoni (Burton's mouthbrooder), 1553 nucleotides long. RefSeq names its product interferon-inducible GTPase 5-like. Gene Ontology annotation, molecular function: GTP binding. The record is from RefSeq and is a predicted model, not a curated record. The transcript has a single exon. Gene Ontology annotation, cellular component: membrane. Lineage: Eukaryota; Metazoa; Chordata; Actinopteri; Cichliformes; Cichlidae. Bases 64 to 729 code for a protein of 221 amino acids.
AUAAACUCAAAAACCCUGGGUCAACGACCCAGGCAUCCUAACAGUCUCAAUCAUAAACUCUGAAUGUUGUUGUUUCUCUUUUAUAACUCAGGUCUUCAGGAACAAGGCAUCAAGUCUCCACAGGUGUUCCUGGUGUCCAGCUUCAAGCUCCAUCUGUACGAUUUCUCUCUCUUACAUGAGACCUUAGCGAUAGACCUUCCUGCAUACAAGAGAGAUGCUCUGCUGUUUGCCAUGCCCAACAUCAACCUGGAGAUCAUCAACAAGAAGAAAGAAGCGUUUCAGUCUAAAAUAAAAUACUGGGCUACUUCGUCUGCAGCUGCAGCAGGGGCUCCAGUUCCUGGACUUUCCAUUUGUAUGGACCUGUCCAUGAUGGUUGAUUUAGCUAUAGAUUAUGUAGUUGGGUUUGGGCUUGAUAAGCCAUCACUGCAGAGACUCUCUGCCAGCUCGGGUGUGCCCUACACUGAGCUGCUUAAUGUCCUUAAAUCACCACUGGCUACAGCAAAAAUAACCAAAGAUCUCCUUCUGAAGCUGUUGUCCCAUCUGACCGGCACAGUUGCACUGAUGGCACUAGAGGAAGGAUCCAGGUGGAUUCCAUUAAUAGGAAUCCCUCUGGCUAUGAGCCUCUCCUUCAUCACAACCUACAGAGCUCUGAAUUGUUUCCUCACUGAGCUCGCUGAUGAUGCUCAGAGGGUGUUUAAAAGGGCUCUGGGUCUGAACACCUCAGUGUGAUAUUAUAAAUGGCAACUUCUUUAAUGACACUUAAAACUAGUUUAAGCCAAAAAAAUGAGGUUUUGAUCUUUUUUAAAGUAGAUUGUAUUAAAUUCACCAGUCAUCGACCGCAUAAAUUAUAACCGAGGCUUGUAGUAUAGAGUAGUUCCUCUGAUCAGAGCAGAAACAGCAGAGUAACUUCUCCCAGCUUCUCACACUCAAACUCUCAAACUUUCCAUCACAUCACAGGAACUAAUGUGAUCUUAUUAUUCAGAUAUGAACUGUGUAUACUGUAGAAGAGCUACUGAAUCAUUGCAAUGAUGUGUUUCUUUGUUCUUUGUGUUGUUGUUAUUGUCAGCACUAGAGUGUGAUGAGUCUGAUUGUUUUGUUAUCACAUCAUAGCAUCCAGCAUAGUAAAUACCAGCUACUAAAGAGUGGAUGAUGUAAUGUGAUAAAACAGAGGUGUGUAGAACAGAAACUGCUCUGUGGUGUUUGUGUCCUGUUGACUGUAGUUUGUGAUGAGUGUUCACUGCCCUCCAGGGGUCACAGUGAGGAACUACAACACAAAUAAUACAGAUAUGACUGCAUGUUCAUCAACGUUAUUCCUGCUUGCUUAUAAUAAAAUGUUAUUGAUAAAGAUAUUAACAUUAAUUGUUAUUAGAAGUAGUAGUAUUUGAUUUUGAUGAAACAAUAGAUUCCACUGCAUCAAACAAUACAUUGUAAUGAGUUCUUAUCUUGGGUGUACAGAAUAUUAGAAACACUAGUUUGACACAGAUCAUUCUUACCUACAAAAGACUUGAGCUUUUUCUGUCCUAAUGUAGCUAAAUAAAACAUAUUUAAAAGUC